Molecule: messenger RNA, 516 nt
Organism: Ustilago hordei
Lineage: Eukaryota; Fungi; Basidiomycota; Ustilaginomycetes; Ustilaginales; Ustilaginaceae
Exons: 1
Coding region: 1-516 (171 amino acids)
Source: RefSeq, a predicted model, not a curated record
AUGUACAAGUCAGACAACCACCACCAUGUCGUCAACAUCGGCGGCGCCCAAUUCGUACCUCCCAUGAUGACGCAUUUUGCGCACGUUCCUCACCUCAACCUUUCUAUCUCGCCUUCCUCUGAGGCCUCCUCCUCUACUGCUUCUUCGCCGGUCCACUCUCGCUUCUCCUCUUCCUCAUCCUCGGCAUUUUCUGCCGCCGAGUCGCUUGAAGAAUGGGAUGCAGUACAGGCACACAUCGCCUACGCAAAACGAAUGGCAAACCACACUGCCGGCAUGUGGCAGAAGGAGCGUCUCGCUAUCGAGAAGGCCAAGCUCGAGGGAACCUACACGGGCAACGUCACAUCAAGGCAGAACGGCAAUGCAAGACCACCCGCAGACAAGCACGCUUCCUCCUCCGCCUCCACCAAAUCCUCAACAUCAUCCGACAAGAAGAGCCGAAGGCUUGCAAGCAUCUUUUCACUGUUCUCCCCAUCCGAGUCCGAGGCUCCUCGUGGCCGAUCCCGACGUCGCUCCUAA